Messenger RNA from Closterium sp. NIES-65, 1389 nucleotides. The record is from the annotation of a GenBank genome assembly. Lineage: Eukaryota; Viridiplantae; Streptophyta; Zygnematophyceae; Desmidiales; Closteriaceae.
AUGGCACGUGCGAACGGGGCGCCUGCGACAUUUCGUUGCUCCAUCGGAUGGGUCCGCCGUGCUUUGCGCCGCCAGGGUGUCCGGUGCAUGAGCGCUGUCGGCGAGGUGGCCGACCAGGAUUUGAACGCCGUGCGCACUACCAAGGAGAAGCUUCCGCAGCUUCUCAUGCAUCUCGGCGUGCGCCCGCGAGACACUUUCAACUUUGAUGAAACCGCGUUGUACAUCUCUGUGCUGCCGCGCAAGACCUACGGCACGGGCCGCUCGGCUGGCAAGAAGCUCCCGAAGGAGCGCCUGACCGUCGGGUUACUGUUGUUAACGCAUUUCAUCGAGCAGUUGGACACCGCAAUGCACGCCGAGGGGCGCAACAUCGUCGUGCUGCUCGACAACGCUAGCAGUCACACCCUGACAACCGAGGGCGCCAUCACCGAAGAUCUCUUCGGUUUCCGCACACGCGCGCUCAAGAAUGUGCGCCUGGUGUACCUACCGCCGAACACCACCUGCUUCACUCAGCCCCUUGACCAGGGCAUGAUCGCGAUGACGAAGGCGCGGUACCGCCAGCAUUGGCUCCGCGCCUUUACCGGCAUGUGGACCGCCGACGGCGCGACAUCGGCGGCAGCAAGGCUCAAACCGAACCUCCGUCUCGUGGUGGAGUGGCUCCACGACACGUGGAUGAACAUCCCGCGGAGCACUAUCCAGCGCUGCUGGUGGCGCACCGGGUGCCUCCCGCGGGCGUGGGCGAUGGAACUCCCGCACGUGGAGCCGACCGCCGACCCUCAGAUGCUGGCUGACGGUGACAUCGGCCUGGACGAUCAUGUCAACGACGUCGGCAUUCUGAACGACCGCCUCUGCCUCGGGCCGUUGGCGAUGGCCGCGGAGGAGUUUGUCGGCAUUGAUGACAACCAACCGACGUGCGCCGAGCCCGGCGAGGACCCCCUGGCGAUGGAGCCGGCAUUGGCGCAGACGGCACACAUGUGGGAGGCGCAUGCGUCGAUGCAGGCUGUGUACGACGAUAGCAGCCCUGCGACGCGCGAAGCACGUCGCACGGCUCGAGCGGCGUGCGAAAUGCUGAUUGGCUACGCCGAUGCGACGUGCAUCACGCCCGGGGAUCUCUGCGCGCUGUUUGACAUCCGUAACCCCAUCAUCAUUGCGAGGAUGGAGCGCGCAAGUCCUGCACUCAACCUUAACGAGACUCCACCUCCCGCGAUGACGUACGAAGACACCCCACCGGUAGAGACUCCACGUCACCGCGGACGCGUCCUGCCGGCAUGGAUGACGGUGCCGACCCCAGACUGGGUGGCCCAGGCUGCUCGCCGGCAGGAGCUAAUUGACGCAGGUGCUCCCGCCGUGAUGAGCGGCUAUAUGGCGGCGGCAGAGUGGAUGCGGCUGUGA